Messenger RNA from Didymosphaeria variabile, 504 nucleotides. RefSeq lists its product as uncharacterized. Bases 1 to 504 code for a protein of 167 amino acids. Lineage: Eukaryota; Fungi; Ascomycota; Dothideomycetes; Pleosporales; Didymosphaeriaceae. The record is from RefSeq and is a predicted model, not a curated record. The transcript has 2 exons.
AUGGUCAAGCUCGGCAACCGUCGACAAGAUACAGCCACUACAAAUCGACCCAUCAUAUUUGUGGCCCACUCACUCGGUGGCCUAGUUGUCGCAAACGGUCUGUCAAGUCAAAGUGGCUCGAACGAGCAACGUCAGGAGGUCAUAACCAGCACAUGCGGGACCAUCUUUCUGGGCACGCCGUUUCAAGGGUCCGACAAAGCUCAAUGGGCUGGUCUUGCCGAGAAGGUGUUAAGCCUGCUCGGCGACAGCAAUGACCAAAUCAUCAAAGACCUCGACACGAAAUCUACCAAAUUGCAACAGAUUAGCUCUGAUUUUCAUCUCUUGUUGCAACAGCGACACGAGUCGAAGGCGCUCAGUCCGAUUCAAGUCGCGUGCUUUUUCGAGACCAAAUCGACCAUGUGGAAGAAGAAGAAAGACUUAGGCCUCAUCGUGACGAAGCAGUCUGCAGCCAUUGCCGGAUAUCAGCCCAUGCCCAUCAACGCAGAUCAUCGUGCCAGUACGUGA